AUGGACUGCCCCUCCAAGAAAUAUGCUGGGCUUUUCAUUGCUGGCAAUCAGAAUGUUGGUCCUUCAGCCCAUGGACAGGAUUUGGAAAAAGAGCUGGGACAUCUUGACUUCCCAGGAAGCUCAUGGCUCACUUCAGCAGCUCCAGCGUCAGCAGAAGUGGAACGAAAGGUCCGGAAGCACCUGGCCUCCUCUUCAGAGCCCAUCCUGGAUCUCAAGACAGAAGUUACAUCUCCAGCAACUGGGGCCUCAGUGAACACAGCUGAAAUCAUCUCACUGAUAGACCUAGAAUGUCCACCAAUAGCCACUGUGGUGGGUACUCCCAUUUUCAAUGUGCCAUUGGCAACACAAGACCCAGCCCAAAUCCCAAAGCCCCCCUGGGAUUUUUCCUGUGCUGAUUACUGUGACCCAGAACUGCCUCUGCCUCCACCACCUGAUAAAGUCCCCCCUUCAGAAACGGGAUCCACUGGGUCCUUGCCAUGGCCCGAAGCCCCGGAUGACUGUGUCCCGGCCCCAGUGCGGCCCAACACCCUGGACAUCUUAAAGCCACUCCAAAAGCUGGAAGAGGUGAAGCAGAUAGGGGAGCGAAGAAGCAAUGACAACACAAACGUCAAGGAAAACGGACUAGAGAACUGUCCAGAAGUGCCACGUGUUAGCGAGGAAAGGAAAGCACUCCAGUCUGAGCUGGGGAAGUGUAUUGAAGACUUCCGGAAAAUCAAGAUCCCUUCCUCUUUCCCCAAUAAGACACAGCGGUGGCAACAUGAACUGCUGAAAAAAUAUCAGCUUUGAAAACAAUCUGGUGCCAAGAUGUGUCUCUUCCAGUGGGUGAGCGGCAGGAUGCCAUCCCUCUAGGAUCUCUGGCCCUCUGCCACUCAGCAAGGUGAGGAGGGGAAGGAAGAGGAAGAAAAGUCUGCAUUAAUUUUGUUCUGCUUGUCUGGUGAUGAAAGGCCUGUGAUUCUCUGAAGGGUCUGUGGGAGACAUUACUGGUGUCACUGUGUGACUGUAAAGGCCUGUCCAAAAGAAAAGGGGUGGCAAGCAAAUCUGACUCCCACUAGGGGGCACCCUGACAUCAGAGGAUGGAAGGGCAACAUCCUCUUCCCUUUGCGUGAAUGAACACAGACAUGAGAAAGGGGAAUGGGGUCAUACAGCUGGCUUGCCCCAAAAUGUGUGGGAUGCAAGGGUGGGCAAAGUUUCUUGCUUGUUACUAUAACAACCUACACCAACAUGGGCAGCGUGGACCCAACAUGGAUUUAAUUAUUUAUUGAUA
Sphaerodactylus townsendi is the source of this 1264-nucleotide messenger RNA. RefSeq lists its product as uncharacterized. The coding region runs from base 1 to 786 and encodes 261 amino acids. The transcript has 4 exons. The record is from RefSeq and is a predicted model, not a curated record. Lineage: Eukaryota; Metazoa; Chordata; Lepidosauria; Squamata; Sphaerodactylidae.